Messenger RNA from Nematostella vectensis (starlet sea anemone), 1606 nucleotides. RefSeq lists its product as uncharacterized. The transcript has a single exon. Bases 182 to 1123 code for a protein of 313 amino acids. The record is from RefSeq and is a predicted model, not a curated record. NCBI's taxonomy places the organism in Eukaryota, Metazoa, Cnidaria, Anthozoa, Actiniaria, Edwardsiidae.
AUGUGAUCAGUAUAACACUGUGCUAAACCACUUCAUCGAGAAACAUGCUCCUGUUCGCACUUUUUCAGUUACACUGCGACCCUAUUCACCUUGGUAUGAUGAUAGUCUUAGGUUAUUGAAAAGACAGAAACGCAAAGCAGAACGGAGAUACGUUUCAUCGAGAUUAGAAAUCCACCGCCAGAUGUACGAAGAGAAGUGUAGAGCUUACAGCACUGCACUGAAUGUAGCUAAGCGGAACUUCUACAAGGAUCAAAUAUCUGGUUCCAAUCAGACGCAGUUAUUUCGUUUAAUUGAUGGCCUUUUCAGGGUGAAGCCGGUUCCGUUGCUACCAUCAUAUGAAUCCCCUCAAGCUCUUGCAGAAGAUUUCAUCUUAGUUUUCACUACCAAGAUUCAGCAUUUAAAGGACAACCUACGAUCAUCGCCCCUGUUAACGAUGGAGAUGUCAGUGACGCCAGCUCAGCCACAAUGUGUGGCGUCAUUUCCUGAGUUCUCUGCUGUAUCAGUGAGUUAUAUACGUGAUAUUUUACAACAAUCCAAGCCUAAAUCGUGCAUAUUAGAUCCUGUGCCGACAAGUGUACUAAAACAAUCCAUUGAUGUUAUUGCCCCGGCCAUCACUUCCAUUGUCAACGCAUCUUUGUCAUCUGGUGUUUUCCCUACCUCUCUCAAGGGUGGAGUGAUCAACCCUUCCAUCAAGAAGCAGAGUCUUGACCGCGAAGUAUAUCCAAACUACCGACCGAUUACAAACGUUGCCUUCCUAUCAAAAACACUUGAACGUGUCGCUGCUAACCAGACGAUGAACUAUCUUAUCCCCAACGGCUUACUGGCUAAAUUACAAUCUGCUUACCGCCCCUUCCACAGCACAGAGACUGCUCUUCUUCGCGUCUUUAAUGACAUUCUGACCGCUAUUGACUGCCAACAGGAAGUAGUACUUGUUCUCCUUGACCUGUCGGCUGCGUUUGACACUAUAGAACACUCGGCUCUGUUGUCGCGUAUGCAACAUCGUUAUGGAAUUAAUGAGAUAGCACUCCAGUGGUUCAAAUCAUAUCUAACUGGCAGAACUCAACAAGUCCUUAUAGACGGUGUUCUAUCCUCCAGCCAACCACUGCGUUAUGGCGUUCCUUAGGGUUCUGUACUCGGCCCGUUGUUGUUCUCUUUGUUUUUCGCGCCUAUCGAAGAUGUUGUUCGUGCACAUGGUCUUGGUGCGAUGAUGUAUGCUGAUGACACGCAGUUAUAUGUGUCCAUUUGCCCGUCUGAAGAUCGGUCUUCAGUUCUAUCAAGGCUUGAAGUCUGUGCCAAGGAUAUCCUCAUCUGGUGUACGUCAAAUGGCCUCGCUUGUAACCCCGAUAAAACGGAAAUUGUACAUAUCUCAUCUCGAUUCACGUCAACCAACAUAAUUCCUGAAAUCGACGUUGAUGGACAUUUCAUCAAACCAGCCCAGGCAGCACGCGACCUCGGAGUAAUCAUCGAUUCGAGUUUAUCUAUGACAAAACAUGUCAACAGCAUCUGCAAAUCAGCCUACCAUUCUAUAAGGAACAUUGGCAGAAUACGGAAAUACCUUGACCGCAAUAACUGUGAGCAGCUCAUUCAUGCUUUCAUAACUUCAAAA